This is a messenger RNA of Harpegnathos saltator (Jerdon's jumping ant), 1225 nucleotides long. RefSeq names its product zinc finger protein 112. Gene Ontology annotation, biological process: regulation of DNA-templated transcription. The record is from RefSeq and is a predicted model, not a curated record. Gene Ontology annotation, molecular function: DNA-binding transcription factor activity, RNA polymerase II-specific; RNA polymerase II cis-regulatory region sequence-specific DNA binding. NCBI's taxonomy places the organism in Eukaryota, Metazoa, Arthropoda, Insecta, Hymenoptera, Formicidae. Bases 351 to 1076 code for a protein of 241 amino acids. The transcript has 4 exons.
AUUAUUGUAAUUUAAUAAGUCUGACAGGUGCAAAAUGUGACAAUAGUUAUAUUAAUUUUAUUUUCCAAUUAUAUUAUCAAUUACGUCAUAAACAAUCAUAUAUAUUUCAAUCUUAAUGAUAUUUGUCGUGCGAGAAGAAUGUGUAAUUGGCAAGUUAUACUUUUAACGUUUCAAAUUCUCUGAUCGUCUGCUGAAUAUUACCGACCAUUUAAUAAUACGCCACCGCUUGGUUGAAACAAAAACCGAUCAAACGCCACGACAGUGUCAUAUUGCCGCUGUGGCGAAUAGCGGUUAAAGGUUCUUUAUGCUCUCUGCGGACGGUAGUGUUCCAUUUUUUUACUUGAACAAUCAUGCCGCGUUGCUUGAUAAAGUCGAUGGCGCGAUAUCAGAAGACGGACAAUUCGAGCGAAGAGGCUGAAUUUUCGUGGCUGCCACCGUCCAUAGAUCCUAAGCAAAAGAAUCGCACAAAAGAUGUAACGUCAAAGACGAGCAAUAUCUGGACAUGCUCGGGGCUUCCUAUUGUGACUCGAUACAGCUUCCAUAAGAUCAAUAACGCGAUGUUCGAUGCAGGAUUAAAUACGGAAUCGGCAAGAGCGACGGAGCCGGGAGCACUGGGAAAAAUUGCCGGGACGGUGGAUCAGAAGAUUGUAACGGACAGCUGUGAAACGCAGACGCUCUCGCAGGCGUUGUACUUGGUCCCGAAUACAAAGCACGAGCCGAUAAAUACUACCGAGGAGAAAACAAGUGCUAGAGAGAACGCUCAAUCCUGGAAGAAAAAUAAAACGAUGCAUUAUUGCCCGUACUGCCGUAAGAGCUUCGAUCGGCCGUGGGUCUUGAAGGGUCAUUUGCGCCUGCACACAGGCGAGAGACCUUUCGAAUGCCCAGUUUGUCAUAAAUCUUUCGCUGAUCGGUCGAAUCUGCGCGCUCAUCAGAGAACACGUAAUCAUCAUCAGUGGCAGUGGCGUUGCGGCGUGUGCUUUAAGGCUUUCUCGCAAAGGCGUUAUUUGGAGCGUCACUGUCCGGAAGCCUGUCGCAAGUAUCGUAUAUCUCAGAAGAAGGAUCUCGUCUGCUCGUAAGAACACAGAUCAGAAACAUUCAUCCAGGCGAGGGAUGUCGAUAUAAAGUUGCGGUUUACCGAUGCAUAAUGUUAUCAUAUAUCGCAAUAUUAUCGUUACGUUUGGAUGUAGUAACGAGAGAAGAGUAUGCUCUAACCUAUUUUCCCAUA